AUGUCAGGAAAUGGAAGUGUCCCAUUCGAUCCUUCACGGCUUGCCAAAGCUGCCGCUGAAGAAGAGUUCUCGACGUCUGCUUCGGAUGACGAGGAUGAUUACCGCAUACCGGGCAUGACGGCCGAUGACGACGAUUUUGGCGAUUUUAAUCCGAGAAAGAAGCGGCGACUUGGGAACAACAACAAGGAGAAGACGGCGCUCGGCAUCUUUGGUUCCGAUAGUGAGGAAGAUGGCCCGAGGUCCAGAUGGAAACGAAAGUCUCUGAGGAAAAAAGGCAUGACCUUUGUUUCCACAGCCUCAAAAGAAAACGGAUCGGAUGAUGGCAUGGAACCUGAGGAUAACAGGCCGGUGUUGGGCAAAUCGAAUAGCGGCCAGGAUACCGGUGGCAAAGGCCAGGACAAUCGCUCUGAAGACGAUGAAGAUGGUGACGACGACGACGACGACGACGAAAGUACAAUGGAUGGUCUUGGCUUGGAAUUUGGCGAAGAGCUAGACUCUCUAUUUCAGCGAGCUACACAGAACCAAGUUCAAAGCACUGAUAAAUCUCGACAUCCGAAAGUGAAGUCCAAGUUCACAGGAGGCAGCGUACUUGGAUUGGGGUUUGUACCGUCGUCCACAAACGAGCCGGUAUUGCAGGAGUCGGCUGCGGCCAAGGAGCCGCCCCAGAAUAAACCACAACACAGCGCCUUUACCAGUAAAGGAAAGAUUAAUGCCAAGGGCUUCGGAGCGAGGAUGAUGGCUAAAAUGGGCUAUGUUGAGGGUAAAGGUCUCGGCAAAGAAGGUCAAGGACGAAACGUUAUCGUUGAAGCAAAUCUGCGACCACAGGGCAUCGGCCUGGGAGCUGUCAAAGAAAAGUCGGAACACGAACGUCGGGAAGAAAAACGGCAAGCAGAAUUACGAGGCGAAACGGUGGUCGACUCAGACGAAGAGGAAAAGAAACGCAAGAAGGCGAAAAAGAAGGCUCUCGGUGGUAUAGGUGGCAGCGGUGCCAGUACGCCACGACGGCAAAAGACGAAGUACUUAACGGCCGAGGAACUGAGGGCUUCAGCACCAGGCUUACAAAUUCCGGAUGCAUUCGCGCCGAUUUUGGAUAUGACUGGGCCUGGGAACCGGAUGCUGACUUCGACAAAUGGAAUCAUGACACCGACCUCUGGUGUUUCCGAACCAACCGAGCUGAUAGAAGCAAGGAAGUUAGUUAAACGAGCACACGCAGACCUUCAGGCAUUCUCUGAAGAGUGGAGAAACCUCGAGGAACGAAAGGCGUGGGUCAAUGUCGAGUUGAGAGAAAGAGAGCAAGAAAUGGAAGAUCUACUGUCAGACUUUGAGAAGCUUCAAACCUUCUCAGACUUGGUUGCAGACCAGCUCACUACGGAUUCGAAUUGGGACCAGGUUAUCAGCUGUUUGCAGAAAGUAGCUGAAAUUGGUGCCGUCAAUCCUGACGCAGCGGAUACAGCCGUAGCUGCCAUCCACCCUUUUUUCAGAGACGCCGAAUGGGAUCCUCUUGUCGAACCACUGAAAUUCGCGUCUGAUCUCAAGGGACUGUCAGCUUUGCUCAUGAAGCCAGAAAACGAGGGACGAUCUGUCGACAAAUGGCACUCGGGCCGUACGCAACAGGAAGGGAUCUAUCGCAGACACCACAAAGCCACAACUCCGUACGAAAGCAUGAUGUACAAGAACUGGCUUCCACGGGUUGUCGCCGCGGUGCGGGAAUGGGACCCCUUGACACCGAGCCCCAUGCUUGACGUGGUUGAGACCUGGAAUGACCUUCUGCCCCCCUUUGUACGAGCUCAGGUCAUGGACCACGUAGCACGAAAGUUGGAGGCAGCGGUCUCGGACUGGAACCCGAAGAAGAAGCGCCAAAGUCAUCAUCUUCCGCAUACGUGGCUGUUCCCAUGGCUACAGCAUCUGCCUCCACACCACCUAGACCCCAAGGGCACCGGCCUCGUGGCGGACGUCAAGAGAAAGUUCCGUCAACUCGUUGAUGUAUGGGAAUUUGAGCGCGGAACAGUGCCCGGGUUGAAGCAAUGGGAAGACGUUUUAGGCAGUCAGUGGCGACCGCUUAUCAUGUCUCAUGUGCUACCGUCAAUAGGGCGAUACCUGCGGACAAACUUCCGCGUGGACCCGGCAGAGCAAGAGGUUUACCUGCCCAUCCUCACGGGUGUGAUGCGGUGGAACCGUAUGCUUGGCGACGCCAUCAUUGCCGAGGUGCUUGUACAAGACGUCUUCCCAAUGUGGUACGACAAAUUACAGGAGUGGCUAGCUCUUGGCGAGGCAGAUCUUCAAGAAGUAGCCGAGUGGUACACCUGGUGGCGAGAUGUGUUGCUGAAGGGCAUGGCCAAUGUUGAGACGGUGAGGGCUGAACUGGACAAAGGGAUGCAAAUCAUGAAUGUCGUGUAA
This is a messenger RNA of Metarhizium album ARSEF 1941, 2397 nucleotides long. Its product is annotated as G-patch domain-containing protein. Gene Ontology annotation, biological process: spliceosomal complex disassembly. Gene Ontology annotation, molecular function: nucleic acid binding. NCBI's taxonomy places the organism in Eukaryota, Fungi, Ascomycota, Sordariomycetes, Hypocreales, Clavicipitaceae. Bases 1 to 2397 code for a protein of 798 amino acids. The transcript has a single exon. Gene Ontology annotation, cellular component: U2-type post-mRNA release spliceosomal complex. The record is from RefSeq and is a predicted model, not a curated record.